AUCUUACCUCUAAUCAAGAACAACUCUUGGAUCUUACCUCUGAUCAAGAACAACUCUUGGACCUUACCUUUAAUCAAGAACAACUCUUGGGGCCUCAGGACUCAGAUUUGGAUUCCUCCAUUGCACCUCAAAACUUAGAUUUGGAUUUUUCUGUUGCGCCUCAGGACUCAGAUUUGGAUUCCUUUGUUGUGCCUCAAGAAUUAACAGAAAUGUUAGAUAAUGAAAUCUAUAAAGGACAGAAUUUGGUUGGGAUCUAUAGUAUAUUACCUAAUAUUACUAAAAAAAUUGUAUUCACUAUUAAUGAUACUUUCCCUAACUGGUAUAUUGCUGAGCAUUAU
Messenger RNA from Racocetra persica, 338 nucleotides. The record is from the annotation of a GenBank genome assembly. Lineage: Eukaryota; Fungi; Glomeromycota; Glomeromycetes; Diversisporales; Gigasporaceae.